Geodia barretti is the source of this 5161-nucleotide messenger RNA. NCBI's taxonomy places the organism in Eukaryota, Metazoa, Porifera, Demospongiae, Tetractinellida, Geodiidae. The record is from the annotation of a GenBank genome assembly.
UUGCUCACCAGCAACGAGCGCCACGCCCCCGCGUUUGCGGCAGCGCAGAUGAUGGGCACCGAACUUGUGGAGAAUGGGUCAGAAUGUGUGGUGAGACUUGAGGUCCAUACUCUGAAAACACUGAACCAUCAACUGAGAACCACCAUCGAAAGCCUGAAACUAAAGAUUCUCCAACUUGAAAAAGAGAGCAUACGCCAGCUCCUAAUCAUCUCCGGACUAAUAGAAGAGAACCACAGGUUGAGGAGGCAUGAAUGUUCACUAAGUUCAGAACAGUUGGAGGGUGAACGUAAUGAGAUAAACGGAGAAGCAAUUAUUAGGGACUGUUGUGACCUGCACUGUGGUCAUAAAUAUAUUGAGGGACAAAUUACUAACUUGAAAAAGCACCAACAUUUGGUAGAAAACGAUGGGGGUUGUCUCACACUACAAACCAUGUCUCAGAUGGAGCAGGUACAAACACCAAAGUUGAUCAGAGAGAUAGGUGGAGGACUGAAUGGAAAAGUGUGUCUUGUGGAGGUGAACGGUCUUCGCUGCAUUACGAAGAGACCACGGGACACCUCAUCUUCCACCCCUGCCAGCACAGGACGAGCUCUUAAAGUCCACGCCAACUUUCACAGGGAGAUACAAGUCCUACCACAAUUACAUCAUCCACACGUCAUCCAGUUUCUGGGAGUACACUUUGAACCUGGUGGCUUGGCACUCGUCAUGGAGUACCUGCCACUUGACCUGGAUGUGUUACUCUCUACAUGCCGGGGACAUUUCCCCCUGCCCCUUCAAUUAUCAGUUCUCCAUGAUGUCUCCCUGGGAAUGCAGUACCUCCACACCAGGGGCAUCGUUCACUGUGAUCUAACUCCCGAUAAUAUCCUGCUAUCAUCUGCUCUCCAAGCAAAGAUUGGUGACUUUGGAUCCUCAAAGCCGCUCGGUAGCAGAGAUAUCACCGGAUAUCCACCAGAUAUGGCACCGCAUUUUCGUACUUACAUGCCGCCAGAAGUGUUUGAACCCAACUUUCUCUACACUGACAAGUUGGACGUGUUCACUUAUGGAGUGUUGGCUCUGUACGUGGCUACACAGAUGUUCCCAGUCCGGUACAUGGGGAGUGGGGUGAGUGAGGAGGCCAGGGAGAGAGGAGAGGUGGAGCUGGAGAGACACGGACAAGUCUUCUCGAUGCUGGAGCACCAGGGCCACUGUCUCGUGUCACUCAUCACAGAGUGUCUGCAGGAUGAAAAGGAGAGAAGGAUGAGUCCACGAGCCAUCACAAGCAUACUGGAGGUCAUGUCAAGACAUAAUUCAGACAACAAUCGAUACCCUUCCUCCCGGCCUCCACCCCCUUACAACAGUGGUAGUCAACAAAGGCAAAAUUAUGGGGGUUCCUUCACUCAUCCAUACGGUGUUCCCACAACAACAAACGCUGGAGUCAAUUUCAACUCUGGUGGCACAAAUUCUCAAAGACGUCACAGUGAACAGCUGGGGGGAAUGGGAGAGGUAGGAGGAAAGAGAGGUGGAGAUUUCCCACGAAGUCAGUCUCCUAAUAGCUCAUCUGGUACCAACAGCAGCAAUAUGGGCGCCGCGAUGGCUAAGUUGAGUCCUGCUGGGAAACCACCUGUCGCACCACUGAAUGUACCGUCCAGUGGAAGGAGUGGCAGGCCGGCUACUGGACCAGUGAGGGCUGCUCAUACAGUGCAAGGGAUGCGGGAAAGAUCACAGAGUGUGGAGUCGACCGAGGAGAGCGAGUCGGCCAUCGAGAUGGGAGGAGGGAUGAGGGGGAGAAUGCGAGAUGUUGAAGGUGGUGCUGUGUUGAUAAGUGUGACUUCAACCAGUCAGGCUGGGGACAGUUCCAACCUCGCCCGACCUCCACUGAGCUCUGUCACAAGAAGAGAAGGUGGUGUACCUUCUACCAUCAGUACUGGACCCACUGCCAGCCAAGAACCACUCAUGCGUCGGGGCAGCAGUGGAUCUCCCUACAAUAGUGGUGAUAUUCGUUCUGGUGAAGGGGUCAUAGGUCAGCCCCACUCUUCCCAGUUCCCUACUGGUACCUCUGACCAGAGCAAGGCCAAGGCUGUUACUGGUGAAGGAUCUAUCGAUUUCUCGCAGUACAAACGAGCAUUGUCAAAGACAUCUAGCUCUGGAUCGAGCUACGAGGCACUCCCGGGCACCAAACGCUCAACCAGCCGUGACGAAGACCUCUUUGAACUGAGCGAGCAGCGUGACAAGGAGGUGACUCAGCUCACAGAGAGACUGAGUUCUGUGGAGGGGGAGAAAGAGCAACUGAGGAAAGAGAAGGAAAAACUGGAGAGGAAGUUGAAUGAAGCGGAGCAGGUUGCCGCCCAAGCUGAUGUCGCAGUAACAGAGGUCAGCAGGCUUGAAGCAGAGUUGAAAAAGGAAAGGGGUGACAUGAUGAAGCUGCUGCGAGCAAGACAGACAAGCCCCGAGGCAGAAGGAAGAUCAUUAAGCCUGAAACUGAGUCAUGAGCUUGACAUUGUGCGGGCUAAACUAGAAUACGAAGUUUCUGCCAGAGCAGCCGCGGAACAAGAGAUGAGCAGUCUGAAACAGAGUCUAGUGGUGAGUGGUCGGCGUGGAGGCACGGACAUUGUCAGCAAACUACGAGAGAGAGUAACCGAAUUGGAAGGCAAUGUUGAUGGACUCCGGCAGGCGCUAGCUGGGAAGGAGCACACACUUGUCGAGAAAGAAACAGAGACAAAGAGACAGAAUCAGGUCCAGGCACGCACCAUUGCGGACCUGCAGUCCAAGCUGAGUGAAGCGAGACAGCAACGAGAGGAGCUGCGUCAAUCAUCGGGGAGUGGAGCUAGAUCUCCUGGCGCUGGGUCUAGGACUGCCGUCACCUCACCCGACGUGGCAGCCAUGGCAAAACAACUAAGGGAGAAGGAAGAAGCCAUCCAGAUGUAUUCCCAGCAGCUGCAACAGUUUGAGAAGACUGCGAGAGAAGUGACAAAGAUCACCCAACACUCCAAGCAGCAGAGCCUGAAAGUUGCCACUCUCAAAGAGAACCUUGAUCAUACUCAGGAAGCCUUGGGAAAGAAGGAGGCAGAGUUGAAAGCAGUUCAAGCUGAACUCACUGGAAUGAAGACACACUAUGACAACAUUUUAGAACAAAGACUACUAAUAGUGUGUGUAGCUCAACUGGCCGAGAAAGAGGAGAAGAUGAAGAAACUAAGAGAGGAGACUGAGGAUCUAAGUGGCCAAGUGGCCCAGCUAGUAGAGGCGGAGGCCAAAAGGUCUGAGGGCGAGCAAGCUCUCCAGAGGGCACAGACACAGCUGAACCACUGGAAGCAGAAGUCGGUACAGCAAGACAUGGUCCUCCAGACCAACAAUCAGAUGGAGGGACUGAAGACGACGGUCUCGGCCCAGGGGAAGGAGGUGGAGAGACUACAGAGAGAAAACGACACUCUCAGAGGAGACAUGGAGACUCACAAACUAACUGCCAUGACGUACAAGGAGGAUUUUGAGUCAGAGAGGAAAGACAGGGAGGCAGUCCACACCAAGAUAGCCGAAAUGGAGACCCGCUACCGUCACCAGUUGGAGGCCAUAGGGGAAGAGCUGCGGAGGGUGACAGACGAGGCCAGGAGACACAGGGAGGCUGUGGCAACUAAAGAAGACGAGCUGCACACACAGAUAUCUGCUUUUCGUGGGCUCAUUCAGGAGGAGGUGAUGUCCAAGACCCAGCAGGUGAAGCAGUACAAGAAACAGAUUGACCAACUCAGCUCAGAGGUAGCCACCUCCAAACAGCAGGCUCAGGGUCACAUAGAACAGAUUGAGUUCUAUGCCAAGAAGACGGAGGAAUACGGGAGACAGAAAACGUUCAGAGAGAUACACGAGAGAAAGAUUGUGCAACUGGAGGCUCAGUGUGACAGACUCAGGGCCGAGAAUAAUGAACUUCGCUCUAAGAUGGAUGCAUUGAAGCUGCCAGCAUCCAGUGCGGCAUUGCAGUCGAGGACUCCUCCACUAAUGAAGGCACACACACUGGGUGGUGGUCCCGCGAGGCCUGUGGAUGGGGGUCUUCCAAGCAAGUAUCACGUAGGUGGACAACAUGGGCCAAGUUCACCAACCCAUGCAGACCGCAGUCACAACGCAGGAUACCCACCAAACUAUCAGCUCCAUCACUCCAAUCACAGCCCACCAAACCACCAGCACCACACGGCAACUCCUCCCUACUCUAAUGCUGGGCCCAUUCCCAGGCAGGGGACGGUGGGUGGACAGCCUAGUAACUACACCCCAGCUCCUCAAUUCAGCAGACAAGAUUCCCCUUACGCUUCACUGCCCAGCUCUGGCCUUGGCUACGCUCCCCCACCAGCCGGUGAAAUGGUGGACAAAGACUCUCCACCAAACUCAGGCGUCGGUCUGGGGGUCCAACUUCUUCCAGGCCAGCAGCGACGGGCACACAGUCAUCAUAUGUUGAGCAUGGCCACCUCUGGAAACGCAGCAGGGAGAUAUCCUGCUCCUCCUCCACCUAAUGCCCUCUCCAGACCUCCAGCUCAAGGCUAUCAACCACAAGGGCACCAGCAACCUCCACCCAUCUACUCCAACCUUCCAAUGUACAAUACUAGAGCCUCUGGCAGCGGUGGGGUCCCGGUCCAGGGGAAACAUUACGGGAACCCAGAGAGACAGGCACAUGCAGCAAUGCGACAACCCCACACUCAAGAUAUUGCGUCAAUAGCCAGAAGGGGUCCUCAGCUUUCAACUCCCACAGAGGAGACGUACCGACGACGCUUCCCGAAACCGCCACUAGAAGGAUAUGUGCAGCCUCAGCAAGCAUCGUCCUCACACCCGGUUGCCGGGCAACGUCCAGCCGUGCAACCAAUGGUGGGUGGAGCCUCGGGGAACUCUACCAUCAGACCGUCAACAAGUGCUGGAGACAUCUCGAAAGGCAUCGACAAUGUUAUAGAGGAGACGGUGUCUAAAGUCAGGGAGGACGAGCAGGUGGCGGAGGGAGAUGGUGGGGAGGGGAUACCCUAUGAUCCAAACCUCGUUUGCCCCAAGUGCAGGAUGAAAUUUCGAGAGGGAGAGAUUCAGAAGUUUCGGAGGCAUGUUUCCUCGGCCCACAAGUGAAGAACGAGUUGUUUUUUACAAAUUUGCAAUAAUAGUUGUGUGACUCUGACCAUUUAUAAGUACUAUCACUCUCAUGUGAGAUUGUUCUGGCCUCGUUGCA